This is a messenger RNA of Brassica napus (rape), 4355 nucleotides long. RefSeq names its product glutathione S-transferase T3-like. The record is from RefSeq and is a predicted model, not a curated record. NCBI's taxonomy places the organism in Eukaryota, Viridiplantae, Streptophyta, Magnoliopsida, Brassicales, Brassicaceae. The transcript has 2 exons. Bases 1249 to 1935 code for a protein of 228 amino acids.
UGAGAUAGUAUGAACUGAAUCGGGUGUCAUGAAUGGUUCUUGUCUUAAUUGUUUAAGAGUUCUAUUAUAUGAUUUAGCUUCUGGUCUGAAUUGAAUCGAGUCUCCUGAAUUUGUUUUGUUUCUGUUUGUCAUGAAUGGUUCUUUGUCUCUGUUUCUUGUGUUUGUUAUUGAUAUUGAUUGAACGUUUUUAAAAAAGCUUUGUGUUUUAUUCGUUGGUCGUUUAUGAUAUUGAUUGCAAGUGUUAACGAGUGUGGUCUCAACUGAAUUGAUUUUCGUUCUUGUCUGACUUGAAUAGAUUGUUUAUGAUCAUGUGAUUUGUGUCUGUGUGUUAUGUACACCAAUUGAUCCGUAACUGAACUGAAUCGAGGGUCAUGAAUGGUUCUGGUCUGAGUUGUUUACGAGUUCAAUUAUAUUAUUUAGCUUUUGGUCUUAAUUGAAUCGAGUGUCAUGAAUUUGAUUCCUUGAUCUAUUGCUCAUUUUUGUUUUUUUUCCUGUGUGUUUGUCUGUUGAGUUGCAUAAAUCAAAGUAGAUGAGGAAGAAUCGUCAAAGCAGAAGAUUGCAUUUACUGGAGCAAUACAGGUAAAUGUCUUCAUCUUUUAAUCGUUCAUUGAAAGUUUUAUGGUUGAGUUAGGUAGUUAAUAUUUUGGUCAGUUGGCAUUGAUGUUCGUAAUUAAUAGAAGUGAUGUUGAAUUGAGAAAAGGAUUGCGUGUGGUUGAGUUAGGUAGUUGAAUGAGUUGCUUUGUUUUUGAAAAUGAAUUGAAAUGUCAAUAAUAAAAUACUUGGUUUGUGUUUGAUUAUGGUUGUGAAAUGGUAAUAUUAAUAGAAGUUAGAUAUAUGUCAACUCGAAUAUGUUUGUUGUUAGUUGUUUUGAGUCUUGAAUGGAUUCCUAUGUGUUAUUUCUCUUCCAUUUUUAAAACUCUGCCAUUGAAUUCUCGAUAAUAUCUCUCUUCCAUCUUUAGAACUCCUUCCUUUUUUCCAUCUCCAACAGAUUCCUAUCUGUUAUUUCUCACCUCAUUCACUUCGGAAAUGGAUUUUAAUCCAUUCACGUAGCCUUCAAACUUUGUUGAACUGCUUAGCAGUCAACAAAAUAUUGUCUUUGGUAACGUAUCAGAUAGCGUAUCACAAUCUUCAUAUUAAGUUCCCUUCACCGAGGAUUCAAACUUUUGUGAAGACAGUCAAGUAGUGACUAAAGAAAGAAGGACGUGGACGCCUUCAGACGAUGUGGUGCUCAUCAGCUCGUGGUUAAACAUGAGCAAAGAUCCCAUAAUAGGGAAUGAGCAAAGGUCUAAUGCUUUCUGGAAAAGAAUAGCUGAGUACUUCUCUGCUAGUCGAAAGCUUGCUGGCUGUGACAAGAGAGAGGCAUCUCACUGCAAGAAUCGUUGGCAGGAGAUCAAUGACUUAGUAUGCAAGUUUUCUGGAGCAUAUGAGGCUGCAGCCAGAGAGAGAAGCAGUAGGCAAAAUGAGAAUGAUGUUCUCAAACUAGCCCACAAAAUCGUCUUCACCAACCAUAAAAAAAGGUUUACUCUUGAGCAUGUUUGGAAAGAGUUGCGUAAUGACCAAAAGUGGUGUGCCCUGUCUACUGCUAAAAAAGAUGGAAGCUCCAAGAAGAGGAGGUGUGAGGAUGGUUCAGAUUCAACAAGCUAUAAAGCAACUGAAGAAGAUUCUGCUCUUGAUGAUGAAGGAACAAAUCGUCCCCCGGGUGUUAAGGCAGCAAAGAAAGGCAGCAAAGAAAGGCUGUCUAAGAAGCCAAUGGUUGAUGGGAAGGAGCUGUCUCAGUUUCAGACAAUGUGGAGCCUCAAGAAGCAAGAUUUAGAGGUGAAAGAAAGGCUAUCCAAGAUGAAGUUACUGGACAGUCUCAUUGCUAAACAAGAACCUCUUGUGGAUUAUGAAGAAGCUUUGAAGAAGAAACUCAUUGAUGAGUUAAUGUCUAAUUAGUUUAAGUGGUUUCGGUUUGUCUUGUUUGUCUUGUUCUUGUUCUGUUAUGUAGUUUAUCUUGUUGCUUAAGUUUCUAUUGUCAUGGAGUUUUUGUGUAAGUGUAACUUGUUGCAUAAGUUUCUGUUUAAUAUAUAUGUUUCGUGUUCUAAUGUUGAUCUUUUGUAUCUUGUUCUUGUUGUCAGGUGAACGAAGGAGCAUCCUUGUUCUGUUGGAGCAUCCGUGUGCCGUUGGAGCAUCCUUGUUCUGUUGUAUUUUGUUUGCUUGUAUCACGGGUUGUAUUUUGUUUGCUUGUAUCACGGAUUGUAUCUUGUUUUGUUGUGCUCUUCUGUGCAUUGUACUCUUGUUUCCUUGUAUCACGGACCUAGAAUCUUGUUUGUAUGCAUGUACGUGUAGCAUUAUUUGGUUUCGCGAGACUUGUAUCAUCAAGCAGUUUCAUGUGUGGCAUUAUAAAGUAUUCAAGCUUAUGUCUUUCUUUGUACCAUUCCAUCUUUAGUACCAAUUCAUUUUCUCUCUUUCUCAUAGUUUCAUCGAACCAAUAUCAAACCAAGAUAUUCUCUCUUGUCACCAAACCAAGAUCACCCUUUGAUCAAAGUCACAUUUAUCUCAUUCUCACCAAACCAAGAUCACAAAUCGUAUAAACAUUAAAGAUCAUCUUUGAUCACCAGAUCAUAUUAUCACCCUUUCUUCCAUCUCAAGUUCUCUCUUUAAUCUCAAGUUCUUUCUUCCUUUUCUUUUUAAUCACUUUGUCAACCUCAUCUUCUCUCUUAAUCACUUUCUCAAACUCAUCUUCUCUCUUUAAAAACUUCAGCAACCUCACUCUCAAAUUAAAAAAAAACAACCAGAAACACUCUUGCUUUCACUCAUAUCCAAAACACCUAAGUUUCAUUCUUUACUCAUCUUCUCUUUUCAAUCACCAUAUAUGACUUCUUCUUCUCAAAACACUUUAGACGAAUCAUUUGAUGAGUUUUCUUUUAUUAUGUUUUAUUUAAUAAAUAAAUUUUAUCUUUAAUAAAAACAAUGUUUAAAUUUUUUGUUAAGAACCCCAAAAUAAGAGUCUCCCAUUGGAGCACGAAAAUGUUCGGAGUUCUUAGCGUUGCCUCUUAAAUCACUUUUACAACUUAAAAUUAUUUAAAAAAAAUAAGCACCCCUAAUUGAGUAUUUGGGUUAAUGGUGCUCUUAUGUUCAACAUCCCAAACAUAUCGGAAACGUUUCCAUAAACUGAUCGUAACGUCUCCAAAAGCUUUUGCCGUCCCCACCAUCUCUGAAACGUCUCCCCAGCGUCCCCACCGUACCAUGUCUCCGUCCCGGAAGCGCAGCUGUGUUUGUCAGAUGAUUUGCGAGGAUUCGUCAUGUUUUUUUCUGGGACAGAUGAAAGAUCGUAAUCGUUAAAAACCUGCGUGAAGGUAAAUCACUGGUCUCUCUCAUUUGUCUAAACAAGCAUUUUUUUGAAUACGUAGUCUACAUUUCUCCUGGGAAAAUGUGUGAGGUCCAUACAAAUCUGGGUUAGGUUUUGAGUGCAGAAGAAUGUAAAAAAAGAAAAAGAUUUAAUAUUCGCUUCUUAAAGAGGUAUUAGGUUUAAUGAUUAUAGGCUUUAUGGAUUUUAAGGUGUCCACCUUUGCUAAGGAACUUCCAACAUUCUGGAAAUGAAUAGAUCAAUUAAUUAGCAAAUACUAAACUCUUUAAAUAAUGGUUCCGAAGAUGCUACGACAAACAAGAAGAGCUCAAAAUCUUUAUAGCAAAUUAAUGAAGCAUCUAGUUAAACCAUUUACUCAGGUAUCUAACGUUGUUUAAACCUUUUAAUUUUUGGCAUUCUCUUUGAGGAUUACAGUCUAGAAGCAUGCAAUGCAAGUAAAGUGGUAAUAGUAAUAGUACUAUAAUGGAGAAUUGGUGAUAUGUCUCGGUCAUAAACAUGAAUUUAGAUUUUGGUUAGUUGCUGUGGAAAACGUAGAUUGCUCUGGUCAUAAGAAAAAGCUAUGUACACAGCAAGAGAAGAGAAGAAGCAAGUAGUAGGUGCUGACACGCAGUGAAGUGAUCACAAUGGAUAUGUAUCAAAUUAUUGAACAUGUGACAAGACAAAAAGGUUUAUUUUAGAACUAGGGAUUAAUUAUUUCAUGCCAGUUCUAUUCUAUAUUGUUUGAUUAGUCUACAUAUAUACACACAUUAAUUUUUCUUUAGUCAAAAUACUUGAGAUUUUUUAAUAUAUAGUCUACAUAUAUAUAUAUACUAGGUGUUCUACCCGCAUGUGCGGACAUAGUGUUCAUAUAGAUAUUUAUCUGUUUAUAACUAUUAAAUCAAAACCAACAUAAUAAAUUAUUAAUUAUGUUUUAAAAAAGAUAAAUCAAACAUUAAACUUUAUAUUUUAUAAUAAAAAAUAUUAUUUCAGAUAAAAAACACAACAUAUUUAAGAAUUAUCUUAUGUU